Molecule: messenger RNA, 5633 nt
Organism: Vanrija pseudolonga
Lineage: Eukaryota; Fungi; Basidiomycota; Tremellomycetes; Trichosporonales; Trichosporonaceae
Exons: 5
Coding region: 1-5568 (1855 amino acids)
Source: RefSeq, a predicted model, not a curated record
AUGGUUCCCCCCCACUCGCCCGCUCGCCACUCGCACAUCACGGUCUCGUCGGCGACCGUGUCCGACUACUUUUCUGACCAGACGGCCGACUCGCGCUCCACUGCGCCGACAUCUCCGUCGUUAACCCACUCCGUCAAGGGGGGCUACGAGGCGCACACGGUCGACAACCACCUCGCCGUCCCGACACCGACGAGCCGCCGCCGGUCGCACGAGUUCGACACCGCCUCCAGCGACGACGCUUACGGCGGCCUCAGCGCCGACGAGGGCGACGACGACGAGGAUAACAGUAACCAAAACUACGGCGGUCCACCAUCGCCAUCGCCUGUGCGACGGGCACUCCCCCGUUCCCCGGCAUCCACGAGGCAAGAGCUCGCCUACACCCCCACCCGCAUCCGCCGUGUACCUGUCCCCGAGCGCACCGAGAGCAUGUACUCUGACGAAUCGCCAGACUAUCGACGGCUCUCGACCGCCCCAGGCUCGGCGAGGCAGGUCAUCGAGCAGUGGGAGAAUGCCUUGUCACCUGACAGCAGGGGGCCAUCCCCGGGGGCGCUGUUCACCACCGACCGCCCCUUGCCAGCCGCAGGCCCCAUCCCAAUCCCUCAGCCGUACCAGCCGCUUAGCCCGUCGCAGAACAUGCGCGCGCAGCAGUUGCCACAGGCCGUUCGCUCCCCUCGAGGCGGUAUCGCUCUCCCCCAACCUCUAAGCAGCCCGGGCAGGAGUCAUGGCUACCGCGACCCUUACCUCUCAGCGCCUGGCAUAGCGUCAGCAACUCCGCACACGCCCCCUCGAGCAGCUUACGCCUACCAGCCUGGCUCGCGCGGAUCUGAAGACUCACCGCGCAGCAAGAGGUCGCCCUUCGCCGCCUUCCGCAAGCGCGACUCGAGCAUCUCACCCCAGGCCGGACCGUCGAUCGAUCGCUCACCUGUCUCGCCCAUCAAGUCACCUAUGAAGAAAUCGCCGUUCAAGGAAAUCGGCAAAGUGUUCAACGGAUUCCGACACAAACACAAGGAGAAGGACAAGGGUCACACCGGCUGGGGAACAGGCGCGGUAGGCCUGCAUGCCGACCAGCCAAACGGCUACUCUUCUCUCGAGGAGGACGGCCAGUUCUUCUCCCCACCACCUCGCGUAGGCUCCGAGAUGCAGGGCGGCAUCGUCCUCCGCGACCGGCGGGGCAGCGCACCGCGUGCCCCAAUGGACCCGAAUGCCAUCAGGUCCACGCCGAUCCUGUACAUGGAGGCGUCGCGCACCACGGCCGCACACCCAUGGGGCUCGUGGGUCAAUGCGUGGGGCACCCUGUCGUCACGUACCCUCGCUGUGGCAUUCGCACCGACCACCGGCCCCAUAUCAGGCGUGAUGAGCGGCUUGCCAACGCCGUUCUCCGCCAUCGAGCCGCCGCCGGCUGGCACGCCGCCAGACGUCAAGCUGUCCAUGGUGGACUGUGCCUCGAUCCACUCCCUUCGCAGGGACGAGGCGGGCAGCCGUGGCCUGCCGUCCGUUCCAGAGGGAAUUGGAGCAGAGGUGCUCGAAAUGGUGUUCGUCGACGGCUCGAAAAAGCACAUUUGCGUUGACGGCGUCGAUGGACGUUUGGGAUGGGUUGGCGCAAUCUGGGAUACGCUACUGGCGAACAAGGACGGCAGAGGCAAGGAGCCCGAGCUGCCAGUCCUCACGCCGCGCGAUGCCACAUUCCCGAAGCUUAGCGACCCUCUUCCAAUCAUGGGAGGCGAGGCCGACCUCCCAGACCAGCCUGUGCAGAAGCUCGGCGACCUGUGGAUCAGGUGUGGAGACCUCGAUAUGGCCAACUCGACGCUGCGUCGGGGAUCCAUCACUGCCGCUGCACCGAGGUUAAACCGCGCGCUGCCCGACGUGCCCCGUGACACUCCGCCGCCAGCAUCAGACCCUGGUGCAGCUGACCUCGGCGUUCCCGAGCUCCCGCCCGCCAGCCCCUACUCUGGCCGCAGCAGCCCUCUUCCCCCACUGCCAGACGAGUUUGGCGGCGGUCCAGUCAACGCUGAAGUGUUAUCCUUGACCAAUGUCCGUCCGGGUGAGGUGGUCCAGGAAGUCUUGAGCGCCAGCCGAUCCGGCACGCCCGUGUCGAGUAGCUCAAACCAGAGCUCGUUCCAGACGACGUACCACAGCCUGCCUCAGUCGCAUAACGGCCCGUACCUCCUGGCGUCCAACCACCUCGGCGCGAGCAGUCUCAGCCUCUCGCACGUUCCGCCACGCUCGCCAUCGCCACCGUCAUCGGCUGCCUACGACGGCGCCACCGUCGAGGACGAGGAUGCCGAGUCUGUCAAGCUGGCGUACGAUGGCGCUGGCGAUGAUUCGGUCGAGAUCCUUGCGUACGACCGCGAACGAACGGUCGAGGCGCCGUCUCCAGCCAAGGGUGGACUGGACGCACCGCCGCCCCUCCCGCCCAAGAGUCCCCCUCGCAAGCAGCGACCACUCAGCGUCGUCCAGUCCCGCGUGCAGGCCUUGCACGGGCCCAGGACACCCGAGGGCAAAGCAACUCCGCUCCCGCGCAGCGAGCCACCGGCUGCCCGGCGCGAGCCUCUACGCGAGUCGGUGGUGCAAAUGUUCGAAGCCGCCCCUCCCGUCGACGAGCCGCAGAAGCGUACCCAUCGCUCAUCGGCCAUGGCGGAGCGGAUCCGCGCGUGGCAGCCCAACCCCCGCGAGGCUUCUCCCCCACUCACGCGUGUCGACUCGCCACACAUCAGCGACAGCGUGCUCAGCUUUGACCCGAACGACCUCAACCCCUCCCGCUCUGCAAGCCAAGUGCGUCGCGGGGACUCGCUCGUUGCGGACGAGGACGAGCCGCUCGGUGCUUUGGGUAUUGUCACGCGCCGCGUGGCGGCCGUCGAGGCCGAAGUUGAGCCGGCAGCCCCUGCUGCUCUGGCCGUGCCGUCGCCUGUUGCCGGACCUCGCCGACCAAGGGAUUUAAGACAGGUUGUCGAGGCCAACCUCGGCGGACCGAGGAAGACAGCCAGCCUGGACUUGGACAAGUCUGCCAACAGGGAGCUCACCAAGCCUGUACUCUCAGAACCAGUCUUGAAGCCAGCGCCAGAGCUUGUUUCGGAGCCACUCACCCAGUCCCCCGACCUUUCUGAGCCAGCUACCAGCUCGCCCAACCUAUCCGACGCUCCAAACGUCACCAGGCCGCUCUCGUUUGUCAAAGCAAAGGCUGUCGAUACCGACGCCAAGCCCGCCCCAAUCAAAACCAAGUCGGUCGACACACUCAACAUCCCGGUCACUACACCGGUUAGCGAGUCGAUCUUCCUCCGGCGUGAGCGGGAGGCCGCGGAGGCCGCCGCCGCCACUGAGCCACUCAAGCUCCGCGACGGGCUGCGACCUAUUACACCCAAACCCAAGGUCGAGAAGACCAAGUCGGUGGACAGCCUCGUCGCUGCCCGUGCCGCCUUGUUGCCCGUCUCGCCGGCUGGCACCGCGCCGCUGAACAUUCGCUCCCGGUCCCCUGUGCCGCCUCGUUCGCCAGACACACGUUCAAACGUCAGCUCCACGACGCCGAGAACAAUGGGCGCCAGAGCGCUCGCCGCUGCCGCCAUCUUUGAGCCGGGAAUCGUCGACCGCGUGACCUCGCCUUCUGUCGCAUCAUCUGCAGUGCUCGCGACGCCGCUUACUGUCCCGUCUCCUCGACCAGAGUCACCUAUUGUGGUCGCUGAGCCAGCUCCGAUUGUGUCGCGCGCGAUUGUUGCCUCGGAGCCCAAGUCGACGCCGCUUGCCAAGAGCACCGUGCCCGCCGCCGAUUCGCCGUCUACACCGUCCACGCCGUCGCGCCGCAAGCCCGUACCGGCCCUCAUCGCCGCGUUCGAGACCAGUGAGCCAGCGCCACCGACGCCGGCCAAGUCCACCACCCCGUCUGUUCGCAGCUUCCGGCCCGACAUGCCUGGCGGCCUGUGGGGUGCGAGCCCCGCCUCACGUCCGCGCAGCAUUCGCCCGGAGUCUGGUGUCGAGUCUUGGGAAACGACCGACGGGCACACCGCCACGCGCCGGGGCUCGAUCAUGUCCACCGAGACGGUCAACCCCAACGCGCCAGUCAUGGACUCGGUUUUGGCAGGCAUUCUUACUCCGACUGUCGAGAACCACGACCUUCGCACGGUCGACGACCACCUGCCUGUCCCGGAGGUCGAGCGCCAGGCCCCCAUGGUGGUGGGCACCGAUCCAAAGCUUCUUGCGCAUCUAGACGGCCAGACGGCCGAGCACGCCGAGUUGGCCCACCAGCUCGAGAGCGUGCACAUUGACGUCACGAGGGUGGCUGAAGGCGUUGCCAUGCUGCCGCCUGACCUCGCCCAACGAAUGGACUUGAUCAACACAGACGUCAAGGGUGUUCAGGCGGCCGUUGAGAGCUCCCGUGCCGAGAUCACCGCGUUGCUCGCGGCCAAGGCCAGCACGGACAAGGACCUGCCUCCGCCACCACCUACCGAGGCCGUCGAGCCCCAGCUGCCCGAGGUCAACGCCAAGCUUGACGCGAUCGCCCACCUGAUCCAGGAGGUGCUGAGCCGACAGGCGGACCUGGCAAAGGAGACGACGGCACUCACGGCGGCCGCCGCUGCUGGCGGAGCCGUUGCCGGUGGCGCGGUGUCCAGGGCUGUUUCUGAUGACGCCGCGAAGAGCAAGCCGGCCGAACCAGAGGCGGGCAUCCCGUCCCACGCCAAGCCGGCGGUCGAGAAGAUGACCGACUCGACAAUCCCCAAGCCCGACGAGCCAGCCGACAAGGAUGGUGCCGCCUCGGACGUCGGCGUCUCUGACGCUGUCAAGGAGUUACAGGAACACACGGAAAAGCAGACGGAGCAGACUGCGGAUAUCGCAAGAUACCUGCACGAGUUAAACACCUGGUUGGAGACGUUUGUUUCCAAAUCCAGCACCAACCUCGAGUCCAUGUCCAAGCGGCUGAACGGACUGCUCACCGAGGCGACGCCCGACGGCGUGGGCGCCGGGGGUCUCAUCCCCGAGAUGCACGACAUGCUCGCCGACCAAGCCCAGCGGGGCACCCAGAUCGACGAGCAGACUGCGCGCCUCGAGUCGCUAGUUGGCAUGAUGACUGCCGAGCGGGAACGUGCCGCGGCCAACCAGGGCAUUGUCGAGUCUGUUGUCGCCGUCGUGGAGAAGCAGCGUGCCGACAACGAGAUGCUCCUCCGCGCACUGGCGACCGACCUCACGACCGAGAUCCGCGGCGAGCGGCUGCACUUUAUCGAGGCGAUGCAGCAGGCCACAACGAUGAACAUGCAGAUCCACGUCGACGAGUUCAAGCGCGCCCUGUCGGGCGAGGUGACAAAGUCGAUGCACGAGCUCGGCAAGAUGCGCGAGCAGCGCAAGGCGCUCGAACACCAGAUUGCCGACCUGUUCGCCCUCAAGGCCAAGCACAACGGCGACACGGAGCCGUCCACCCCCGCACCUUCGACGCCUGUCGCCCCCCAGGUCACGACAUAUGCCAACUAUCCCUCGCUUCCCUCGCCGUCGCCUGGGCGGUCGCCCGGGCGCAGCCUCCCGCGUGCGCCAUCGCCUGGCGGCCCCAUCCCCAUGCAGCCCCGCUACUUGCUUGGCGGCAAUUAGAAGACUUUAUCAUAUUCAAUUCUUACACGGACUCUUGUACUUGUUAGCUCGAAUGCACAUCAGAG